Messenger RNA from Ruditapes philippinarum (Manila clam), 2211 nucleotides. RefSeq names its product sushi, von Willebrand factor type A, EGF and pentraxin domain-containing protein 1-like. The record is from RefSeq and is a predicted model, not a curated record. Gene Ontology annotation, molecular function: calcium ion binding. Bases 46 to 1329 code for a protein of 427 amino acids. The transcript is spliced from 7 exons. Lineage: Eukaryota; Metazoa; Mollusca; Bivalvia; Venerida; Veneridae.
ACGACUUUAAACCAAAAGUGGACUUGAGUUAUAUAGGACAAAAAUAUGGUAUCUGUUAGUUUUACAACUUUUUUAACAUUAGUAUUAUUAUAUAACGUUUUAUCUUUAUCCUUUGCUGUAGAUUGUCCUUCACAUAUCAGUAGAUGUGAAUGGUUUCCAUGGAAUGCAUGGUCAGAUUGUAGCCGCUCAUGCGCAGGGGGGACUCGUAAGCGAGACCGGCUGUUUUGUUGUAAUGCCGAACUCGUCCAUGAAAUGAGACUAUGUAUGGCUGACUGCAAUAUGGACUAUGAUUAUCACAGUCAAUUCUUUGACGAAAGCGAGAGCUGUAAUACAUACUGUUAUAACGGUGGAACUUACAUAUUAAAUGGAUAUUGUUCUUGCACAAACAGAUACAAAGGACAAUGUUGUAAAGAUGAGGUAAAAUGUGGACGGCCUAGCUCCAUUUUAAACGGCGAUUUCUCAACGAAUGACGACAGGUAUACUUACAAUGCAAGAGUUACCUAUAAAUGUCUGCCGCGUUAUGGUUUGAAAGGAAAUUAUCAAAGAACCUGCACUAGAUAUGGAUCCUGGUCUGGGAGUUCUCCAACUUGUCUGUAUGCGGUAUCUUGUAAUAGUAGCCCUUGUAAGAACGGAGCAACAUGUACUAAUAUGUUAGGCGGUUACAAGUGUGUGUGCGGUAAAGGGUGGACUGGAAACAUUUGUGACGUUGAUAUUCAGCCCCCAGUCGUUAUGCGAUGUCCUGGAGACAGGAUGAUAAUUACAGAAAAUAUGACAAGCUUACAAACAUGGCAUGAACCCGUGUUUGAGGACCCUCACGGUACACCUGUUCAUAUCACGAAGAAUUAUCAAACAAAUUCGCACGAGUUUCCAUGGGGAGAGUUUUACAUACAUUUUGCAGCAGUGAAACCGUCAAAUGGUUAUCGGACUGAAUGUAAAUUCAAAAUUUCAGUUAAACCGCGACCGUGUAAGGAUAUGGAGCCUCCAGCUAACGGUAUUGUUGUGUGUAACAACUGGACAACAGAUUAUACCAGAGCAUGUGUCUUUGUUUGUAAAGCUGACUACACUCUGCCACCAGGAUCUAAACCGGACCAUUUCUAUAUCUGCGGAGCAACCGGAAAUUGGCUGCCCUCAACGCCCGUCAAGAAAUGUUAUUCAAAAAAAGUGUUUCCCAGCAACAACAUCAACACAUAUUCAACGUGUACUGAACAGGGAGACAGAGAUUCCAUAGGAAAAUUCUACAUUGCUCUUCUCAAGAAAUCUGGAUUUAAUUCAUUAUGUGAGCACUAUCCGAAUGAUUGUAAAUCCGAAAACGUUUCCAUCAAAUGUUAAUAAACGUAACAACUUUGCGAAAGUAUAAUUUUAUUAAUAAAUGCAACUAUAAUAGACAAAAACAGACAAAGACAAACAGCUUUCUUAAUAAAUAAAAUGUGAUAAAAUAUACAAAUGCACAAUAUAUCUGUUUAUGUCCCAUUUCUAAUCCGAUUACAUCGAUCAUUCAGUGAGUGCACAUGGACGCUAUAUCGGGACGUCGAUGGUAAGUGGUGCUUAUGCUAUAGCAGUUGCUAUCAAUAAACCAGAGUCUCAAAACUUUGACAUGUGUGCAUUAGCGUUUGUGUUGUUCUUUAAAUCAUAUACAUGCAAUUUUUAAAGAUCCUGUAUGUUUUGUGAUUGAUAUUGUUACUGUGUGUAUACUUUUUUUUGUGUUUUAAGUUUUAUUUAAACUGGGCGCCGGUUUCCCAUAUGUCCCAGACUAUCGGCCUCUGGAGCCUGCAACGGAGGACUUAUUUCGCCUGCAACGUCGUCGAUCGUAGAGCCCUAACGGAGGUCUUUUCAUGCCGUCUUUCGUCGUAGAUCUUCUCUAGGACCCAGUUCCUCGCUUCCUGAACGAUGGUACACAAUAGAGGAAAGGCACCUCUUCCGGGAGCAGCAGCUCUCUUUAGGGCCACACCCUUCGCCAUUGGUUAGGUCACACCAGCUAGUUGAACUAACUAGGUCACCCAUCUGGUGUGACCUAUGCCUUCCGAGCGACGUGCACGCCGCGAAGGGACGUCGGAAGAUGACUGUGUGUAUACCACACUUGCAAAAAAUUAUAUAUGUAUAUAAUUAUGCAAAUAAAACAAUUUUCAAACAUCAAAGAAUAUGUAAAAUGUGUACUGUAAAAAUUUGUUCACAUUAUAUUUAAAUCAAUAAAUUAUAUGCAUUCAUUUCUUA